AUGCUUUGGGGUAUGGCCGCCGCCACGUCCAGUCCGUAUCUAUCCAGUAGUAGGGUCCUGCACACCGACAGAAGGGGAGGUAUGCAGCCGGUCGCCACGGGAUCCAGCGGCUACCGACCAGAGCCACCGGUCAAGAUGACGCAGAGCGACUUUAUGCAAGGCGCUGUUGUGGGGAAUGGGAGUCACAUGCUCAGCCACCAGUGGGUUACGUCGCUCCCUCACGCAGCAGCUGCAGCCGCUGCAGCCGCAGUAGCAGCGGCGGAAGCUGGGUCCGGGUGGCCUCCCUGCGCACCAGCACAGGAGGCAAAGAGAGGUUCGUCCCGCGAGGACCUUCACGCUGGCUCCACUUUGCACCACAGGACACACCUGAGCGGACACCAGACGCACGCGAGUAGCUGGGGAGGCGGUUCGGGCGCGCAUCUUACGGACCCAGCCCUGGGAUACUCUCAGACCGGCUUUACGGUUAAUGGCAUGCUCAGCGCGCACGGACACAACCUCGUGCACUCUGGCAUUGUGCGCGGUGACUCCCCUGACCUGGACCCACACCAUCACCACCACAGCCAGCACGCGCACCACACGCACCAUCAGCACCACGGCGUGGCGCACGAGCCACACUCAGAUGAAGACACUCCGACAUCUGACGACUUGGAGCACUUCGCUAAACAGUUCAAGCAACGUCGCAUCAAACUUGGUUUUACGCAAGCCGACGUGGGGCUCGCGCUGGGCACGCUAUAUGGAAACGUGUUUUCACAGACCACUAUCUGCAGGUUUGAGGCGCUGCAGCUCAGCUUUAAAAACAUGUGCAAAUUAAAGCCGCUCCUGAACAAAUGGCUGGAGGAGGCAGACUCAACCACUGGAAGCCCCACUAGUAUAGAUAAGAUCGCUACACAGGGCCGUAAGCGGAAAAAGCGCACGUCCAUAGAGGUGAGCGUAAAAGGCGCACUGGAGAGUCACUUUCUGAAGUGUCCCAAACCGUCCGCCCAGGAGAUCAACGCUCUGGCAGACUCGCUCCAGCUGGAGAAGGAGGUGGUGCGCGUCUGGUUCUGUAACCGCAGGCAGAAGGAGAAGCGCAUGACGCCGCCAGGACUGCCGCGCUCACCCGAGGACACGUACUCACAGGUGGGCAGCAUGGGACCUGACACUCCGUCACCGCCCGUGGAUUGCAAACGGAUGUACAGCGACACGUGA
This is a messenger RNA of Boleophthalmus pectinirostris (great blue-spotted mudskipper), 1188 nucleotides long. RefSeq names its product POU class 3 homeobox 3a (gene pou3f3a). NCBI's taxonomy places the organism in Eukaryota, Metazoa, Chordata, Actinopteri, Gobiiformes, Gobiidae. Bases 1 to 1188 code for a protein of 395 amino acids. Gene Ontology annotation, molecular function: RNA polymerase II cis-regulatory region sequence-specific DNA binding; DNA-binding transcription factor activity, RNA polymerase II-specific. The transcript has a single exon. Gene Ontology annotation, cellular component: nucleus. Gene Ontology annotation, biological process: brain development; regulation of transcription by RNA polymerase II. The record is from RefSeq and is a predicted model, not a curated record.